Messenger RNA from Nylanderia fulva, 723 nucleotides. RefSeq lists its product as uncharacterized. Lineage: Eukaryota; Metazoa; Arthropoda; Insecta; Hymenoptera; Formicidae. The record is from RefSeq and is a predicted model, not a curated record.
AUGGGCUCACCUCGCGGGCCUGAUUCUGGCCGACCCGGACUUCUUAGCAGCAAACCCGGUGGACAUUCUCCUCGGAGCCGAUGUCUACAUCACCAUCCUCAAACCGGGAUUGAGGAAGGCCGUGGUCAACCUGGCGCCCAAGAGACAACUUUAGGGUGGAUACUCUCCGGGCAAGUCGGCUCGGCCGAGCCUCCCGCCCGCGCGUUAACAUUACAAUGCAAAAAGGAUGAUGACCUUACCUGCCUGGUGAAGAACUUCUGGCAGCAGGAGAAACUGCCCGCCGGCCCAGCGCCUCUCACUCCCGCCGAACAGGAGUGUGAGGAUCUGUACCGGACAACACACAGCCGACAAGCUGACGGCCGCUACGUCGUGCGGCUACCAGUGGUUGCUUCACUGCCCGACUUUGCUACUACGAAGCGCGCCGCCUUACGCUGUCUUGUCGGCAUAGAAGGACGGUUUGCGCGUGACAAUCGACUGCACCGACUCUACGUCGAUUUUCUGAGAGAGUAUGAAGCCUUGAACCAUAUGACCCGUGCUGACACCGCGAAGGGGAAACGCGUCAGCUACCUGCCUCACCACGGAGUCCUGCGCGAGGCGAGUUCGACGACUAAGCUGCGCGUAGUAUUCAAUGGCUCCACGACGACUAUCUCCGAUGACUCUCUUAACCGGAGCCUUCUGGUGAGACAGGACCUGCUGCCUCCCCUCGCCGAGUUGCUCCUUUGA